Messenger RNA from Cladocopium goreaui, 846 nucleotides. Lineage: Eukaryota; Dinophyceae; Suessiales; Symbiodiniaceae. The record is from the annotation of a GenBank genome assembly.
AUGCCGUCGUCUCGACUGAGAGGACUCCAGUUGCUGUCGUUGAGCCUCGCUCUGACAUUUGUACCAUCUUUGCGUACGGGACGACCCAAGCCCAAUGUGCAGCACCAUGCAGCCUUGUGGGACCAGUUUCUUCCAAAAGACCCUGUGGAUGUUCCGCUGAAUGCUUCGGCGUUGUCCAACCGCCUGCAGGACGUGAUCUUCACCGUGGUGGAGAAGGGAUUGCCGCAGGUGGACAUCGAUCUGCCUCCAGGGCUCAUCCUUGGGGUGGAAGGUGAGGAGCCUGAUGAAUUGGAACCAAAGAAGUGUUCCAAGGAAGAAGAGUUCCAGGGAGACCGUGAGUUGGCGGGCGGUUUGGUGCAGUUCUUUUACGAGUUCAAGAACACAGUAAAUCUGUGCGUCCUCUUUCGCAAUCGCGCCAUGGCGACCAUCGCCAGGGGCACCUGGGGAGACUUCGGGAAGGCUCGUGUGGUGGGCUUUCCACCCGCACGGCAGAUGGAAAUGGAGGGGGAUAGCGUUCUCUCCUUGGCCCAGCUCCUUCGGAACCGGCCCUUUGUGGCGGCCGUGGCACCCCGGGCGAGGCAGCUGAAAGCCCUGCAGGAACUCUCAGAAGCCAAAGAUGUAAAGAUGCUGCUGAUAUUGUUGAAUGCCAGGGUCCGUUGCAGAUCCGAGGACUGCACGGACAUCCGGAAGGACGUGGCUUUUGCUUCGAACCCGGUCUUUCACGUGAGUUUCGCAGGGCCAAAGGGUGAGGGGCUGCUCUACAAGUCCAUCAACACACCCUGGGUGUUGGUGAGGAGGGAAGAUGGCAAGGAGCUUUGGCGUGGCGAUGACGAGCCGACAAAGGAG